This is a messenger RNA of Spirometra erinaceieuropaei, 10614 nucleotides long. NCBI's taxonomy places the organism in Eukaryota, Metazoa, Platyhelminthes, Cestoda, Diphyllobothriidea, Diphyllobothriidae. The record is from the annotation of a GenBank genome assembly.
AUGAUCAAAAUCAAGUUGGUUGUACUAUACGGGGUCGGAGUGGUGACGUUCUUGGUCCUCCUAUUUAUCACCUACGAAGCUGACCAAUUUUUAAUCAACCACGUGGCUCAGAAGGCCUUCAAUGGCAGUCCAAACCUGUCUAGAUUGACACCACUUCCUGAUGUCGAAACGACCGAGUGGGCUCUACACAAACCGCCGGCUGCCUUCCCAAUUUGCUCGUACCAGGAGCCCUACGACCUCUCGUUCUGCCUUCCAACCAGUGAGAACAGUAGUGUGGAAACCGUGGAAGGGAAGUGUCAUCCAGAAAAGGAAUUAUUUCCUACUCGUGGCAACAGAUGCAUUUCCUAUGAUAUGCUUCAGACAAUGCCUGACAGCGUUUUAUCCACGGCCCGUCGUCCAGCUAUAUACUCGGUCUACCCACAGGAUAUUCCCCUUCCCACAGUUGUACAAGCCGUUAAAAACAACAGGCCAAUUCCAGUGGUAUUUACCUUAUUUGCUAAAAUGCAGUACAUUAGUAUCAUACUAUUUUACCGUUAUAUGUAUAUAUAGAGUAGGUGAGCUAACUCAUGAAAAGUCAAAGGAAAAUACGAAAUGCGUUUUGAUUUCGAUAAGAUUAAAUAAACAGGGUUGUAAACCUAAUCGCGAGGCAUCGUAAUUAUAUAAAAAAAACUUCGUUCCGGCUGCAUCUCAAAUUUUACUCCGUAAAAAAUACUCUUUAAUUAGCGUGCAUUUUUUUUACCGAUUUUCGAGUAUCUUAAAAAUCUGACUAUUUUACAUAGCCAUCGUAUGUAAAACUACUCAUUAUUUUGCUCAAUUGGUAGACGGUUACGCCUUCUGCCAAUUUUAUAGUCGAAAGAAUGGUAUAAUUCGCUUUUUACAAACGUUUUCAAUGUCCGAGUAAUUUUUAACCCGACCUGCCGUUACUCUUGGAUCCAGGAUUUCUCAACUGCAUGCCGUACAUUUCUCUACGGCAAGAAGAGGAUAAUAUAUGGGGUUAAUAAAAUAAAGUAGCGAAUUAGAGCCAUAUCGUUAACUUUACAAGCAACAUUGGUAAGUGCAGAAAAAUGACGUUUUACGAACGGCCAUUUCACGGUAUUAAAAAGUUCCCGAAUUAGAAACUUUUUAAACUCGAAUUAUACCCUUUCCUUCGAGCAAAGAAUUCAAAGAUGUAACUUUCUGCCAAAUGAGCAAAAAAAUAAUUUGUUUAUGCAUUUUUCUCAUAAAAUAUAUUUGAAUGUUUAAGGGCAUUCAAAAUCAGCGAAAAAAAUUCAGGCUUUUGAAGUGGCAAUUUUUUACGGAGUAUUGUUUUAGCAUUUAGCGGGAAAGAAUUUCGUUCGAAAGCCAGCAUCCUGUGGUAACUGGAUUAUUAUGAAAUUACGCUGCAGGCUGACCAGUAUUACAAUCAUGUUUAAUCAAUCUUUUUGAAACUUAAACGCAUUUCCAAAUUUCAUUUGACGUUUCAUGAGUUAGCUUACCUACUGUAUGUCGGGAGUACGGUAUAAUACGUCUGCUAUAUAUAUAUAUAUAUAUAUAUAUAUAUAUAUAUAUAUAUAUCGCGACCUGUUAGUUAGAAGUCCACUCCUGUAACCACUGGUUCACGAGCCCAUUGCCCUAUGUGUGCGUUUGUGUUCGUGCGUGUAUCGCAUACAUUGAUACUUUAUGCAUAAGAUAGUAAAUCGAUUUCGAGGCGCGCAGGCGUAAACUUUACAAACAACGCUUUCGCAGAAAAUGUGCCAGAAUAUAUCCUCCACAAUGUUGGAAGUGAUGUAUUAAUAAAUGAAAUCCUCACCGCAGCACCACAGCAAAUACCAUUGUGAUAAUUGUUGUGGCGUAGAAUUAAAAUUUUCAGUUGAGUACUGAUUAGAAAGUUCUAGUAGGUCAGGUUCAUUAUAGCAUGCUCGCUCGAGUCUUACAGUCCAAGCGAAAGCCUUUUCAGCCUGCCUAAACGCAAAUAUUCAUCUUGAAAUAAAUAAUUUUUUUCGUUUAUCGCGCAUAGGGUACUUCCAUGGCUACGAACAUGUUGUUUAUUAUGAGUUUAUAACGGACUGCGUAAUUAUGUCACUCGCUGCAUUUUGGAUGCGUUCACAUAGGAAUACGUGUGGACAGGUAAUUGGGUCGCAACCCAACCUUUUACAAUGGGAAUUUCAAUAGAGACUUUCGUGAAUGGAAACGAAUACUCUUCCAGUAGCCAUACCAUAGGCCCAGUGUAUAUCCAAAGAUACAUUGUUAUUAUCUGUAAGCGCACGUUUUAAACCUUAAAAGUACGAAAGGCCCCGUGAUCCCUUUUGGGGUAAUGUUUUGCUCGGCUGAGAGGUAUAUAGACGAAUAAGCGAAAUUUUUCUUUCAAGCCAAUAGAUAUUGCGAAACAAGCAGCCUCUGACUAAGUCUCGUCUUAAUCACCAUUCACGUGCACACCCUUCUAGCAUGACCGCAUGGAAAAUUAAUAUCCGUCACACGGCUGCUUGGCAAUUGGGUUAAGUGUCGUUUGCGGCGACUUAGGAUCUAGAGCAAGUCGCAAGCUUAGGUUUGCUUCUACGUAGAUAAGCAAACGGGCCGCGAAUAACGCCGCACAUAAGGCAAUCUUAGAGGGUGAAUCAUCCUUUGUAUUGCUAAACAAAUAUGUCAAACGCCCCUCCCCCCGCGUAUGUUAUAAUUUACUCUUAUGCGGAAAAAGGUAGCCCGUCAGAGGAAGAUACGACAACUAAGACAACAAGUUUUCUGGCCUGAAUCACUUGAACCCAUCCUCAGGCGACAUAAAACAUAUAAGGGUUGCAGAGGCACAAAGACUGCAGUAUUAAUAAUACGCAGCCGCCUUGGCACGUCUCGUGAUCACCGCUGUAAAACAUUCGACCGUCUCACAUUAUGUGUUCAAGGGUGAAUCCGAAGCGUCCGGCCAGCAGACCUCUUGUUCCAGUGAUCGCAUCUUCUUCUUCGUGUUCCGCACUGCCUGCUGGAACUCGCUUGUUUGGCAGGGCAACCCAUGCUAGUGCUUGUAGGGCGCUAACAGUAACUUUACAUUACUGUCAGGAGGCUGAAGUUGAUAUAACUUUAUUCACUCACGAUUUGGCCCAUAUAUCCUGUUAAAUUUUAAGCAAAUUCUCCAGUGAACCGCAAAAAUUACCCCAGGAUGAAAAUGCGCUAUCACUAGUAGAAGUUGAGUCUCGUUUAUUAAUCCUAAAAGAGGACAUACUUAGAUGCAUAUCUUCUCAUUAAUUUGCUGGGGCCUCCUACGUUCCUUUCAAUGGGUCAUAAGCCUUCUAAGAUACUUCUAAGAACUAUUUCCUAAUUCUGAAAAAAACCAAUAUCGCAGGCGGGUGACCAGGUUUAGUGGUCGAAAAUGGGGAUCAGGGCCUCCAUUUGCAACAAGCAGUUAUAUUCAAGGGAGGUACCUAUUUCUUUGUCUUAAUUACAACAUCGACACGCCCGGCGACAAAUAUUUCACUGUUUAACCUUUUUGUUGAAUGUAUGCGUGAGAAGCCUGACAGAGGCGUGGCUCGAAUAGGUAAACUUCAAACAAUGCCGGCGAUUACCCCCCCCCCCUCAAAUCGCCAGACAUCGUUGUUGGGCUUGUCAUUCCAGUCCAAAGCGUGGGUGUGUGUUCAAAGACAUCGAGAGGCAGAUGUUGCUUAUGUCACCGCCGCCAUCUCGAAACGACCGCUAUUCGGUUUGACCUUGAAGACGAAGUUGACACAAAACUCAGGAUUUCCAACCACUCUGGACUUUAUCCUUAUGCAUUGGCAAUUCUCAAGCCUUGCCAUUGCAGCCGCGGGUAAGAAUUCAACAGAGACUGCCAAAUUUUCGCAGCAACAUAUCAGUUUGGAUAGAUACGACUCUGGUAAGCGCAUAUAUUUACAAAAUCAAAAAAUCGAAUUUAUUUCACGAUAGAAAAUAAACUUAUCACGGAUAACGAGAGAUGGCAAUGGGAAUAAGUACCUGUGAAUACGGGAUCGGGAAAGUUCUGAAGCAACAGCGCAAAACUCAAGCCGUCUCCACUUAAUUUCACUUAGACCUAUUAAGGAGUGGUUUUUUUCAUUAACCUGUUACUCAGCGACUCAUACAGUGGGUGGGUUAAGUCAUGAAAUGUCAACAGAAAUUCCGAAAUGCGUUUCCGUCAUGACAAGAUUAAUUAUUUAGGAUUGUAAAACCAAUCCUCGUUAAGCAUAAAUCUAUAAUGAUUAAGUUACCUCAGCACGCCGGCUUUCGCACAAACGUUUUUCCGGCAGCAUCCCAACACCAUUCCCUGCAAAAAUUGAAUACUUAUUAGCAUGCAUUUUUUCAGUGAUUUUCGUUGCUCCUGAUGAUUUAAAUGUAUUUCAUGGAAAUCAUGCAUAAAGGUAAUCAUUAUUUUGCUCAUUCAGUUCAAAAUUACGUCUUCUUUCAGUUUUAUGCCCGAAGGAAGGGUAUAAUUCGGUUUAAAAAAGUUUUCAAUUAUGAGAUUUUUUAAUACCGUGAAAUGACCCUUCAAAAAGUGUAAUGUCUCUAUAUUCAACAAUGUGGCUUGCAAAGAUGAAAAUGUCGCUCAAAUCCUCUGCUUUAUUUUCUGAACCCCAUUUGCUACAAUUUUCAUACGGCAAAGAACUGUAUGGUUUAUCGAACGCAGUCAUUUUACGGUUUGUAGUUUGGGAACCCAGAAUGAAAGUGGGUGGGGUUCAAAAUUAUUCGCGAAUUGGGAAAUUUCUAUAAAAGCAGAUUAUACCCUUCCUUCAAAUGUAAAAUUUGAAGAAUUAACACGUAAUCUUUCACAAAAUAAGCCCAAGAAUGAAUAUUUUCAUGCAUGUUUUCUAUGAAAUAUAAUAAAUUCAUUAAGAGCAUCAACAGUCACCGUAAAAAUGCAUGCUAUUUGAGUAGUCACUUUUUUACGGAGUGAGGUAUUUUAAUGCAGCCAAAAAGAAGAUUCUUCGAAAGCCAGCAUGAUCUAGGGCGGUGAUCGCGAGAGGUCUUGAGAACAGUACGCAUAUGGUGCCAAGGCGGUUGCGUACUAUUAAUACUGUAGUCUUUGUGCCUCCGCAACCCUUGCCUGUGUUUUUUGCCCCCGAGAAUGGGUUCAAGGGAGUCAGACAAGUAGAAUUGCUGUCUUAGGCAUCACAUCUUUCUCUGAUGGGCUGCCUUUUUCCGCAUAACUGUGCAACAUAGCAUACGCGAGGGGAGGGGCUUUUGGCAUAUCUGUUUAGCAAUACGAAGGAUGAUUUAUAUCAGGUUUUAGGAAGUCACAAAACCGGGAAACUUGUUAAUAUGCACUUCGCUGUUUACCCUCCGACAUGGGGUUGAAGUGCAAGUGACGAUAAAUGUGGUGGAAUUUAUUUUUCUAGAUUGCCGCAUAUUUUUUCAUGUAUGCUAGAGACUACUGCCGCAUUUCAAGCAGUAAUUGUCAGAGGUACAUGUAAGGAGAGGUUAAAAUUUUGCGACGGAUAUUUGGUGCAGCUAAGCUUAAAUUAAUCGGACCGGGUUGAUAAUCUGAGGAAAACAAAGUGCUCACUGAAGUGUUUCUUCAACGGAUAGAACACUUGAUGGUCACCAAUUAUCAAUCAAAGCUCUGGGCUCGUUACGUCGAUGACACCGUUGCCAUUGUCAAAUCAUCCGACGUGAAGUCCCUCAAAGAAUUACCGAACUCGGUUGACCCCAAUAUUCAAUUCAAGAUGGAAGCUGAAACAAACAAUCAACAUCCAUUACUCGAUAUACUUGUGCGUCGGUGUGGAACUGGGCAAUCACAAAUUACCGUUUUAAGAAAAGCCAUCAACAAAGACAAAUACUACGUCUCAACAGCAAUCGCCCCCUCUCUCACAAACGCAGCUGUGUCAGUACUCUAUUUCAAAUAAGUGAAAUACACCAGCCGACAAAACAGUUGCACGACAAUACGUUCAUGAACUCUUUCAAACCAAUGGAUACCCAAGCUACUUCAUCAAGCAAAGCAAGUGCCGAUCCAACAGACGACGGCCACAAAAAGAACAACCAGAAGUCUGAAGGACUACUCCUUACAUGAAAGGAGUCUCCGAGGCGGUUUCAUGACUGUUAUAACCCGCCAGGUUAGGCAUUGCCCAUCGUUGUCGUUUGAUGCAUCCUAAACAUAUGCUGCCACCCACAGAAACUUCAGCAUUUGUCUAUCAAAUACGUUGUAACGAAGGAGACUGCAACUACGUUGGGGAAACUAGACGGAAAUUGCAACCGUUUACAUAAGCACAAACUGGCAACUCGGAGACUAGACUCAAACUCAUAGUUUGGCGACUUACGUCAGGGAAACUGGUCACAAUUUGGAUUUUCAAGGAACAGCCCUCUUAGGCUGGAGCACUUUAAGGGCAGGGCGUCUUAAACUUGAGGCAUAGUACUCAGAUGCCGACUCUAUCAACAUGCAUCUAGACUUUCAUUCAGCCUAUAAAUCCUUACGUCAUUCCCCACGCCUUGACGAAGACAAAACGCUCAUACGGAGCCUAAGACUACCGAGCAAACGCGGCCUGUCGACCAAUGCGUCCAAAAGGGGGACGCAAACGCAAGUAACUCCAGUUGAGGUGACGACGCACAAUAGAGGAGACCACCAACACUUACCGGCGACGACCGGUAGGCCAAGGCAGCGAAAAAAGAACAAAAGUCGACCAGCCCAGCGCCAACUAAUCCGGAUGUCCAUUAAAAAUUCUGAUCGAUUUUUCACUAUAUGCUUUAAUAAUGGAAAGCCGCCCCAGGUCUUCGAAACGUCAGCCAUGCAAGUCCCUCCAUUUUUUCAGGCUUACCAAUGUCAGGGCCUAAUUUUUAUGUUGGCGUGUGACACACAACGGGGAAGUUAUGUGCCCGAAAACUCACGCCUGUCAGAGGACAUUGCUUUUGACUUAAAGAGGAUUUUUCUGGUCAAUGGGUAGGAAUCGAAUACGCGUCUGGUGUUAGAAUUUCGACUUGAAUUUAGCAUUUAGGGUCAGCAGUUUGGUAUGCUGGACGUAAAUCAGGGGCGUUAAUGAGUGAAGACUGCUCCUUCAUUCUUCGCCGAAGGCCAUAUUGGCCACAAACUCUCUUCAACGGCGCGUAGAGGUUUCACAUCAUGUCAGAUUUUACGCACUGGACGCAUUUUUCAGUUGUGACUUAUGUUCAGAUCGAGUGUUCAGGUUAUUCCACCAACUCGAUAAGUGUUGAAAACUACUCUGGUAAAGACAUACAUGUGCACUGAGAAAAGUAAACUAAUGUCUCUAUUUUCCAUUUUGUCCUGGGUUUGGGUAUUUUCGUUAUUUCAAGUUGGUUUACGAUGAAAAGCGAACGCCAAAUUAAUUUUCUCGACUGCGUUUUCACCGAGGUUCUUAACCAGCCUAUUUGCGGUGUGGCCAUUAAGCUGAAGACAAGAGAAGGCUUUGAGCUGCCACAUAUAUUGACAAAAUGAAAGUCUUCGGGAGAAUUCUUUUCCUCCAACUACUGCUCUGCUAAUUCGCAAGAUGCUUCAUAUGUUUGUGUGUGUGUUUCUUGAAUGCGCCCGUUAUCAAAUGGAUGGCCGUGGUCUGUCAACAUUUAUAAGCCGACACAGUUCUUCAUAGAUUCAGAUAUGUACCUUCUGCUGGUCUGGGAGGCAUGGACUAUAUUGGUGUGGUUUAUACAACAGUUUCUGCACAGGGGAUAGACGGUGUCUUUUUGGUUUUAUUUUCCUGUUAUUUAAGGAGCAAACCGCUGCCACCAACAGGGGAAGAGCCUCACUAAAGCGUUAGACUUAUUUCAAAUUGUACCAUUAUUAUAGUUCGGAUAUGACUAACUCCUGUUGUUGUAUAUUUUGUUCCCAACAGCGUCCUUGAACUUAUAAUCUGUGCCUGUUAACCAUAAUAAAAUUCAACGCUUAAUAUUUAUUUUUCACUUCCAGCAUCCUGGAUUAGAAGACAACACCUCCCACGAACGACUUUUCAAUGAAAACUUUACACGUCUUACGUAUUCAACUGCCAGUUUUUUUAGGGCAGCAAAGAGUUUUGCCUGGCGUAACCAUGGUAGGUUAGCCGUUAACGUACGUUUGUAAUUAGUUCCUCAUCAAGGAAAAUUUCCCCCUCCCACUAGCACCGAUGUACUGCCUCGACAAACUUGACCACAGAGUGAUCUUUCAUCUGCAGGUUCACUUUUCCGAACACAAUUUUUCCCUAUCCUUUUCUGCCUGAUCUUCUAAUCUUACUUGCCGACAACUAUUAGCCCGACUUUAAGAAGGAGUUCUUUUGCUUUUAAAUGGUGUCCGAUCAGGAGAUGUUUUGAGAUCGUGAAAGUUCUACCCCUAAAUCAUGCUUUCCGUCCUUUUAUUAAUGCUGCUUGUAAGGCAUACAACAUGGCCCCAUUCUACUGCAAAAUUUAACGAGCCCUAAACGAUAUCUUAUCAUCAUAUAUAAAUAUGUGAUUUUUCCCGCAGAUGAAAUAAGGACUUUGUAAUUUGGAAACCAUGAAUGCAAGUGUAACGUCAGAUUGGGUUCAAAUAUUUCGGAAACUGGAAAGUUGUCUAAAUCCGAAAUAUGCACUACCUUUAAGUAUCAAAUUUAAAGAUGACGCAAUUUUCGGCCAAAUGGACAAAGAAAUGAAUAUUUUCGCGCAGUUUUCCUAAAUAUAUUUAAAUCUAUAAGCACAUCAAGAACAAAUUGGAAAAGUUCAUACGACGUUAAGUGAAUGUGUUAACUCAUGAAAUGUAAAUCGAAUUUUGGAGGAAGUUUAUUUAACUCGAAAAAAAUAACUUAAAUAUGAUUAUAAUAUUGGUCGCCAUGCAAAAUAAUCCCAUAAUAAUUUAGUUUCUUCGGGAUUCCGGUUUUAAAUGAACAAUUAUCCGGUCGCCUGCAAAAAACACUCUGCUAAGAUUGGCUACUUAUUUAGUAUGAAUUUCUCGCGUGGAUUUUCAAGGGCGAAAUAAAUUCAAAUAUUUUUCAUUAAAAGUAUGCAUUAAAAUAUUCAUGCAUUUACUCCUUUGGUAGUAAAAUACGUCCUCUACUAAGACUAUACUUAUACUAAGGGUAUAACUCGCCUUAGAAAAUCUUCCAUUCUCGAUUAAGUUUGAAGCGCAUUUGCCGUUCCCUUUGAAUUCGGGGUAGCAAAACUUAAAGCUAUAUAUUUUCUUUGUACGGAAAAUCAUUUAUUUCCCCACAAUAUUGGGAGAAGACUAUAUGUGGUUAAUGAAAUCUGACAGUGGAUAAGAGCCAAACUAUAAACUCUACAAGCAAAAUUAGUAAAUACGGAGAACAACAUUUCAUGGUCUGAAAAAUCUCAUAGUUCGAAACUUUUUUGAAACUACAUUACACGAUUACUUUAAGAAAAAAAAUAGAAGACGUAAUUUUUCAAAAAAUGAGGAUGCCUUUACAUGUUUUCCAGGAAAUAUAAUCGGAUUUAUAAGAACAUCGAAAUUCGGUAGGAAACGUUCGUACUUAAUAAAUAGUCGGUUUUUGCAGAAAGCAAUUUUUGCAGGCGGUUGGAAAAAAGUUUGUUCAAAAGCCGAAAUUCUGUGGUAAUUAAAGUAAUAAGAAAUGAUAUCGCAAGGCAAUUAUUAUUACAACAUUGCUUAAGCAAUCUUUGCGGAUCGAAAACGUAUUUCACAAUUUCGGUUAGCACACCUACUGUAAGCAGUCGUGUAGUUUUUGCAAGAAAAUCCUUCAAAAACCGACAUUCGGAUGUGAGUGAUGGAUCCUGCUAUCAUGCCGCGCGACAUUUAGUUUUAUGACACUACUUAAGCAAUUUUUUCUUAUCAAAGAUACGUUUCGGGUUUUCGGUUAACGUUAAUGAGAGAGCACAUCCACUGUACCAACAUCAUGUGUUCUUUAGGGUGGGUAAAAGUAAAUUUUGGCGUAGAUUUUGAAACCCACUACCACACAUUUUCAGGCCCCUUUCAAUAACCCCAAACUUGUACUGCUACGCACAAGUCAGUCUAUCUGCCCUCUCACCGGAAAUCGGAGUCGCGCACGGUACGACCUAAUCAUCAUUGUUAAGAGUUCACCAGACAAUGCAGCACGCCGGUCUCAGCUGCGACAGCUGAUCAGCCGUCAAGCGGCCACGCUGGCCAGUCCUGUCGGGCUACUCUUCAGCCUAGGCGUCCCGGCCGACACCGUCAGCCAAUCACGACUCUUGCAUGCCAUCAACGAUGAGGCCGACCGUUUUGAUGACAUCCUCCUGACCGACUUCAUGGACACCUACUAUAAUCUGACUCUGAAGACUCUGGCGAACCUGCGAUAUGCUCAUGUCGCCUGUCAGGGAGCCGCUCCGCUGGUCGCCUUCAUGGAUGAUGACCAUGGCCUCAAUUUGUCAGCUUUGCUCCCCUAUUUUCGCGCCUUCGACGAGCGACAGCUGCGGCAAUCUGUCUUCGGCCACAUACACGGCACGCCAAAAGUCAUCCGUAAUCCGGAGCACAAGUGGGCCCUUACGAGAGGCGAUAUGCCCUUCUAUAUGUAUCCGGACUACGCCGCUGGUCCAUGCUACUUUAUCGGCGCGGAGGCUGUGGAAGCAAUUUCGAUAGCCGCAGCCUUCACUAAGCCGUUCUCCAUGGAGGACGCCUAUGUGGGCAUGACAGCGACGAAGCUGGGCAUCCACAUGCACCAGUUGCCAGGUGUAUACCUUCAUGGACCUAAAGAAGGAUUAUUAACACAACAGACGUCACUAGUAGCCUUGUUGAAAUACUUCGAGCAGCAUACGCCUUAG